AUGAAGCUAUCUGCAAAACCCAUAUCAAGUCCGGGUCGAACCGAUAAGUUCCCGCCGCCAUUAAUGAGGUUUCUGAGGACCAAUGUUGGGAGCAGAAGCAGAGGGCGCUUACGUUCGAGCCCAAUGUUUGUGAGGAAAAAAAACACCCCCAUUGAAACCCAAGAGCCCUCUUCUCCUAAAGUCACGUGCAUGGGGCAGGUCCGAGUCCGACGAUCCUCCAAUCAAGGCGCGUCGAAACCUCUAAGAGCCCGGCGGACCGGAGUUCCGACCCUACGACGGUGUAAAUGGAUCCAAAACGCCCUGCUUUGCCGCCAUUUUCCAGGGAAAAUCAAGCCCAAGUCUUUUGGACCCGUUUGGCGUAAGUGGGUACCGUUUUUUCAAGUGGUUUUUUGCAGGAAAGGCGAAAUUAAAGAGGACGCGCCAAAGAUUGAGUCGAAAUUUGGAGAUGGAAUUGAAGUUUCAGAUGGGGAAGAAGAAGAUGACCAAGAAUAUGAAAGAAAGGCCAAAGCUUUUGUUUCUUCUUCUUCUUCUUCACCACCAAAGAACGCUUUGCUAUUAACUCGAUGCAGAUCUGCGCCGUACAGGUCUUCAUCUUUGGCCAGUAGAUUUUGGGGCUCACCUAUAAGAGCUGAAGAAACAGAGGAAGAACAGAGCACAGAGACCCAAAACGGAGGAAAUUGCACCGAGAACGAGAGACCCAUAUCAGAAAGAGAGUCCAUUUCGGAUCAAGAAGCGAAAUUAGACUCAGAAAGUGAAGAAAAAUUGAAAUUUUUCAUGGAAUUAGAGAGUUCAAUCAGAGAACGAAUGGCCAAAUCUGCAAGUAUCGAAGAUAAAGACGAGGACUUUGGAGGCUCUGCUCGACCUCUAAUACUCACAAGGUGUAAAUCAGAACCAGCAAGAACAGCAGAGAAGCUCGACCCGGAGCUGAGCUUCUGGAGAAAAAGAAGGUUGGGUAUUGUUGAUUCGUGCUCACCAAGUGUUUUGUGA
Messenger RNA from Prunus armeniaca (apricot), 987 nucleotides. NCBI's taxonomy places the organism in Eukaryota, Viridiplantae, Streptophyta, Magnoliopsida, Rosales, Rosaceae. The record is from the annotation of a GenBank genome assembly.